GAGUAUUUAACCAGUUAAUGAUCCAGGUAGACGUUCCUGCUUGAACCGCCCCGAAUCCACCUUCUCGCGAUCAAACUCUCGCUUUGCAGCACGAUUCAAACAUACGUCGAUGGCAAACCUCGUGAAUCGGCGCCUUGUCGCCAACGCUCUGGCGGUCCUCGCUCUCAGUGGAAUCGGCGUGUAUACUGCCUCGAAUUGCUGGAUCAAGAACGCGUCCGCAGAGUCGCGCAGUGCAGAACCACAGAAGGUCUUUGGUCGUGGACCUGCAUUCAAGUCGCUCCGUCUUCAUAGCUCAGAGAGCGUUAGCGACAACACAAAGCGGCUGCGGUUUGAGCUUCCUGGUGGAGAGAGUUCAAUAAGUGGACUCAGUCUGACUUCUGCUCUCCUUACGUUCUCGAGGCCAGAAGGUAGCUGGCUACCCGCUGUGCGACCGUAUACUCCCAUCAGCAAACUGGAUGAACCCGGCUUUGUCGAUCUGCUAGUCAAACGGUAUCCCAACGGAAAGGCAAGCACGCAUUUGCAUAGCUUGAAGCCAGGCGACAACCUUUUUAUCCUCGCAUCCAUUCCCGGUUUCAAUUGGACCCCAAAUAAGUUUUCCCAUGUCUACCUCAUCGCCGGCGGCGCUGGGAUAACGCCAAUCUACCAGCUCGCGCAGGGCAUCCUCGACAAUCCGGCGGACAAGACCAAGAUCACCGUGAUAUUCGGCGUCAAUACGGAGAAGGAUAUGCUUCUGCGCGAGGAGUUUGAUGCGUAUCAACGGGCGUAUCCUGACCGGAUCGAUGUUCUCUAUACCGUCAGUCGGCCGGGCAGCGAGUUCAGGCCGGCUCCAAACGUGCGAUCAGGUUAUGUGACAAGGCAGGUCCUUGCGGAGGUCAUGGGGGGCCCUGACGAGGCCGAUACGAAGAUAUUUGUUUGCGGACCGCCCGCAAUGGAGAAGGCGCUGGUUGGGGGCGGAUUUGGCCAGGGCCAGCCAGGGAUUUUGCAGCAGCUGGGCUAUCCGAGAGAUAGGAUCUACCGGUUUUAAAGCACGACACCGCUCAAAGUUUUGUACUAUAAACGUCUCUUCAACUCUUUCAAUCUCAUAUCUCUUUCUGGAAU
Messenger RNA from Aspergillus nidulans FGSC A4, 1098 nucleotides. RefSeq names its product cytochrome b5 reductase family protein. Lineage: Eukaryota; Fungi; Ascomycota; Eurotiomycetes; Eurotiales; Aspergillaceae. Gene Ontology annotation, molecular function: cytochrome-b5 reductase activity, acting on NADH; oxidoreductase activity. The transcript is spliced from 3 exons. Bases 110 to 1024 code for a protein of 304 amino acids. Gene Ontology annotation, cellular component: mitochondrial outer membrane. The record is from RefSeq and is a predicted model, not a curated record.